This is a messenger RNA of Neohortaea acidophila, 1068 nucleotides long. RefSeq names its product mitogen-activated protein kinase. The transcript is spliced from 3 exons. The record is from RefSeq and is a predicted model, not a curated record. Bases 1 to 1068 code for a protein of 355 amino acids. NCBI's taxonomy places the organism in Eukaryota, Fungi, Ascomycota, Dothideomycetes, Mycosphaerellales, Teratosphaeriaceae. Gene Ontology annotation, cellular component: nucleus; cytoplasm. Gene Ontology annotation, molecular function: ATP binding; protein serine/threonine kinase activity. Gene Ontology annotation, biological process: intracellular signal transduction; protein phosphorylation.
AUGGCCAACCGCGCCCCGCCAGCCGCCGCUGGGUCGAGAAAGAUCUCCUUCAAUGUGUCGGAGCAAUAUGACAUCCAGGAUGUGGUAGGAGAAGGAGCAUACGGAGUGGUGUGUUCUGCACUUCACAAGCCUUCCGGACAGAAGGUCGCGAUCAAGAAGAUCCAACCCACUGAGCACGUAAUGUUCCUUCUCCGAACUCUCCGCGAAAUCAAGCUCUUGCGAUACUUCAACCACGAAAAUAUCAUCUCCAUCCUCGACAUUCAGAAGCCCCGCAACUACGAAUCCUUCUCCGAAGUGUACCUCAUCCAAGAGCUGAUGGAGACGGACAUGCACCGGGUGAUCCGGACGCAAGAGCUGUCAGAUGACCACUGCCAAUACUUCAUCUACCAAACCCUGCGGGCGCUCAAGGCCAUGCAUUCGGCAAACGUCCUCCACCGAGAUCUUAAACCCUCAAACCUCCUCCUCAACGCCAACUGCGAUCUGAAAGUCUGUGACUUCGGUCUUGCCCGAUCUGCGGCAAGCACAGAAGACAACCAGGGCUUCAUGACCGAAUACGUGGCCACCCGGUGGUACCGAGCCCCCGAGAUCAUGCUCACGUUCAAGGAGUACACGAAAGCAAUCGACGUCUGGUCGGUGGGAUGUAUUCUGGCGGAGAUGCUCAGCGGCAAGCCGCUCUUCCCCGGGAAAGACUACCAUCACCAGCUCACGCUAAUCCUCGACGUCCUCGGCACACCUACUAUGGAAGACUACUACGGCAUCAAGUCGAGACGCGCGCGAGAAUACAUCCGCAGCUUGCCGUUCAAGAAGAAGAUUCCCUGGAAAGUCAUGUUUCCCAAGACAUCGGAUCUGGCGUUGGACCUGCUUGAGCGACUACUCGCCUUCAACCCUGUCAAGCGAAUUAGCGUCGACGAUGCACUCAAGCAUCCAUACUUGGAACCAUAUCACGACCCGGAGGACGAGCCCACGGCCGAUCCCAUCCCGGAAGAGUUCUUUGACUUUGACAAGAACAAGGAUAAUCUGAGCAAGGAGCAACUAAAGCAACUGAUUUACGAAGAGAUCAUGCGGUAA